This is a messenger RNA of Rotaria sp. Silwood2, 567 nucleotides long. Lineage: Eukaryota; Metazoa; Rotifera; Eurotatoria; Philodinida; Philodinidae. The record is from the annotation of a GenBank genome assembly.
AUGAUAAAGGAUCAGUUAAAGAUGUCUGACAAAUUAGCCGAAACUGUGUUAGCUGAGCGAAAAAUUCGUCAUAGAAUAAGUCGACGUAAUCAUGGUAAAACUUCCGAUGAGCGUCAUCAUCGUAAAGGUGUUGAUAAUCCAUCAUUUCAACAUGAUGAAUCUCAACAUGGAAUUGAACGUAUAACAUCACCAAAACGAAAUCGAAAAAUACGAUCAAGUGCAAGUCCAACAAAAAAACCUCGUAAUCCAAAACCUCGUACACAUAGUGAAAAUCGUCCUGUAAAUUCUCAUAUACGUUCACCACAACAACAAGAUACAUCAAUUUUAACAACAACACAAGCUGGAGCUUCAGCUAUUUAUCCAUCAUCAUCACGUCAUCAACGUCGUACACAUUAUAACAAAAAAUUACAAAAGAAAAAUUCUCUUGAUGCUAAUUUUCGUCGUCGUGUUGAAAAAUUAAAAGAAGCUACAAGUUCAACUGAACUUGAUAUGAAAUUACUUGAUAAAAAAAUGACAAAAGUUCUUUUCAAUAUGCAUGGUGUUCCAGUUGGACCAAAUGUUUUAUAA